Messenger RNA from Penicillium maclennaniae, 657 nucleotides. RefSeq lists its product as uncharacterized. The coding region runs from base 1 to 657 and encodes 218 amino acids. Lineage: Eukaryota; Fungi; Ascomycota; Eurotiomycetes; Eurotiales; Aspergillaceae. The transcript has a single exon. The record is from RefSeq and is a predicted model, not a curated record.
AUGCCGUCAAGUGAUCCUAAUCUUCUACUUCUUCUUGAUCGCAAGCCUCCAGCUCAAGUUGGUGCAGAGACUGGGCUUGAGCUUCCUCGACUGCACCUCGGUCCCCGCGAUGCAGCAGCUUUGGGAUCCAGGAAUUCCUCGGAGCUUCUUCAGUCCUAUCUCAACCACCUUGCAACACCCCUUCUACCACUGGUAUCAUGCAUCAACGGCCAACCACACCCAGACUUCCCAAGGAAUCUUCUUCAAUACCACCUUCUCACUCCCGCCCAGCUUGAUAAUCUCGCCUGGCACUUCCACCAGGUUUCACCGCCACGUCCAGAAUCCUCCAGGUACCCAAUUCGGGUCCCACCUUGGGUACACCUUGACUCCACGCGAGAAAUCAGGCUGGAAACGAAGCGCCGGCGCUUCGGUCGCUUCAUAGGCCUGCAAGGCUGCGAGUCACCUGUUCAAGCUAUGCCGCAGGGUGUAUCCCCGGUAUAUGAGCCGUUUCUGGAUUCCUGUGAGUCCUUUGCUGACCAAGUGGUCGUUGCUCCACUUUUGGGCGAGAACGAGAUGGAGAUUAUCGAUCGCAUGCUGGAAGGUAUGGAAUGGGAAUGGGAAGAGGCUCUGGUAAAGGCUAGGGAAGGUCUGGGGCUAGGCCCAGGCGUCAAGCAGUGA